This is a messenger RNA of Microbotryum saponariae, 1418 nucleotides long. The record is from the annotation of a GenBank genome assembly. NCBI's taxonomy places the organism in Eukaryota, Fungi, Basidiomycota, Microbotryomycetes, Microbotryales, Microbotryaceae.
AUGCCUCCAAAACGGGGUGGGGCACGAGGCAGACCCCGAGGGCGAAUUUGCGGUCGAGGACGUGGUCUUGGGCCAAGUACAAGGGAAGUCUCAGAGUCUUCCGAGGAGCAGGCUGAACUACCGGUCGAAGGCACAUCUCGGCGAAAGCAAGCAGCAGCAGCAGCAGCAGCACCCACAGGACACGAGGCAAGGUCACGUGCCCAGCGAGCCGCCUCGACCUUAGACGACGUUCCAUCUGUCGUCGCUGCGACUCCGACGAUACCACUCCAAAGCACGCCUGCGACAACGUUUGUGUUGCAGCAUCACCUGUACUUCCUCUCGGCGGGCUGGAUCUCGUCGUUGCGAUUGGACGUCGACGAGCUGCUCGACUCGUUCGUCGAGGCGUAUCGAGGUCUGACUACAGGAGACGAACAAAGUCCUUUCCAGGUGUUCAAGUCGUGUUGGAUCGCUACAGGGUGGUCGAGGAUCCAUUUGUUCGGCAUAAUGGAGGGGAGAGCGAGACAGAGCUGGGGGGAGAGCAUCCUCAGGGGUUUCUUGGGUCAGUGCCGUUCACAAUCAGAGCUUGAAAUGUCCAUUGUUGGUAACGCAAAUAAGGCACUGACUUGUAUCGGUGCGAAACCUCUGCAGAACGCCUGGUGCCCGACUCGACCUCGGAGCCCUUGAUACAGGUCGCAGCAUUCUUCGCAAUCUACACCUUCUUCUCGGCCCAGGCCGAUACGCAGGAACAGGUGUACAUCAAGAUUGAUCCACGUCAGUUUCUACACACUCGUGGUUCCGGUAGCCAUAGGAGGAAAGCCCGAACCUGACCCCCCAACCACAUUUUCUUCCCCGCCCCCACAGCAACUCUGGAGCACCUUUUAAACCUUCCCCACAAAUUAGCUUCCGCUCUGGAUUCGCAUGCUACCUCGGACAGUCCUUCAUCCUCAUUAAUCGUGCAACCUUCGUUGGAUCUUCAUCAAGUGCUGUUGUCGCUCCUCGAGGCGCAGGCCUUCUUCAUCGUCCCCUCGGAGACAUUCCUGCAUCCUCGUCAACUGCCCACGGUCCACUUGGUCCCGCACAACAAGCAGGCUCAAAAGCAAGAACAAAAGCGAAAGGAUGACGCGACGAUCACAAUGGCUAUUCGAGAUGAGUUGAGAGUUGCCGCCUCUCGUGAGGAGGAGAGCAUCGAGCAAACGGCGAGCACGGUGGCAGAUCUCCUAGCUGAGAGGAAGGCCAAGUACACGACCAAAAAGACCGAGGUGCUUGGACCACGACCCGUCGAGAAAGGCGGUGAAGACGAUCCAACCUCCAAGGAAAUGCUUGAUAUAAUCUUGGCGAGGGCAAAGAAGGCGACAUGGGAGAAUUUGACGAGCAAUCUGGGCAAGGGGAUCGAUGGAAUGGGGGUCGAGGGGGCCAAUUUGCUGAAUCUAUUGGGAUGA